GCGGACGAACACGUGGGAAAGGCAGGGCACGUAAACGUCCAUUUUUAAACGUUGUUUAGCCUUUGAAAAUUCAGGCAAGUACAUUUAUAGAGAUUGAUUCAGUUUUUUUUUUUUAAAUAUAAGUUUCAGUGGUAUAAUGGAAAAUAAUGGCGAGCGAUUCGUGGAGGACCAAUAUAUAAUAAAAGAAAAUGACUUCGUGGUUUUGCAACGUGGUGAUGUUUAUAAAGCUGUGCAAAUCCUAAAGAAAAGGAAGAUCAUUUUCGAAAAGCAGUGGUUUUUCCUUGACAACGCCAUUGGGGAGCUGUACGGGACCACGUUUGAUGUGGUGUCGGGCGGAUCGCUGCACCCCCGGAGGGCGAAACGGGCAGAGGAGCCUGCAGAAGUCAAGGAAGCAGGCAUGGAUAACAGGAACAUUGUUGAUGAUGGGAAGUCGCAGAAGCUCACAAGAGAGGAUAUCGAGACCUUAAAGGAACAAGGCUUGAAGGGGCAGGAAAUUGUGCAGCAGCUUGUAGAGAACAGUACGACAUUCAGGGAUAAAACGGAGUUUGCACAGGAGAAAUACAUCAAGAAGAAGAAAAGGAAGUACGAAAGUGCCCUAACCAUACUGAAGCCUUCUGCUCGCAUCAUGGCCCUGAUGUACUACGGCAGGGAACCUGGAAAAAUAUGCUACCUGCGAUACGACACGCUGGCCCAGAUGCUGUCCCUGGGGAACGUCCACGCCGGCAGCAAGGUCCUUGUGUUUGAGACGUGUGCGGGCCUGGUGCUGGGGGCAGUCAUGGAGAGAAUGGGAGGCUACGGUUCCGUGAUCCAGAUGUACCCCGGGGGGGGACCGACUCGCGCGGCCACCGACAGCUUCGGCUUCCCAACGCGGUUCCAGCAGACGCUGCACGAGUUCCCGCUGUGUAAAGUAAACGCCCUGCUGGCCGGGACGCUCUCGCUGGACGAAGAGGCGAAAGGUGCUGGGGGGGAACCCAGCAGUCAGUCCGAUGCAGCGUUGGGGGACCGGGAAGAGGGCAGAGCUGAGGACAUGGAGACCAGUGCCGCAGGACCUGAGAACGAGAACAAGGAGAAGGAGAGAGCCAAGGAGAGUAAGGCCCAGGAGAAGAAGACCAAAAUGGAGGAGAAGAGGAAGAAACUGAGUGCUGCUGCCGCCCUGCUGGAAGGGAGGAAUGCCGACGGGCUGCUGAUCGCCAGCCGGUUCCAGCCCUGCCCUGUCCUGCUCAGCCUCCUGAAGCUCAUCGCCCCCUCCAGGCCCUUCGUUGUUUACUGCCAGUACAGAGAGCCGUUGAUUGAGUGCUACAGCAAACUGCGGGAGCUGGGGGGAGUGAUAAACCUCAGGCUGUCGGAGACCUGGCUCAGGCACUACCAGGUGCUACCCAACAGAACACACCCAGUGCUGCUGAUGAGCGGGGCCGGAGGGUACCUUCUGAGCGGGACCACCAUCGAAUGCGACCCACCUGCCGCAUCGUGCAGCCAGAGACCCGACGAGCCGACCGCAAAGAGGAGGAAGCUUCACGCCUCCGAGGGUUGAUGUUUCGUUUCGUUUUAUUUCGUGAGAGAGUAUUUAUUAUUAUUUUGGUUCUUAAGUGAAAGCUCCCUCGUCUGCCUUCUCCAUGGAAACAGCAUUUGGAAACCGUACUCUGAUCAUUCCGUUUAAAGUCGUUACGGUUUGAAACGUGGUUUGAAAUGAGUGCUGAGCAGUGAGGGAUUCGCUGUAACGACGCUGCUUCUGAGAGCUGGAUUCACCUGCAGACCUCGGCCGUGACUUUUACCUUCUUUUCCAAAGCUUAGAAUUUGUUUUGGUCCCAGAACAAUGAAUUUUAUUUAAUGCAAGAAAAACAGAUUAGGUUAAGAACACAGUUAUGUCACUAAAUUGUCAUGCCAGUUUUUUUUCUUUUGUUUUUAAACCCAUUAAAAUUGUACACAAAACAGCCUGA
This is a messenger RNA of Brienomyrus brachyistius, 1937 nucleotides long. It is a transcript of the gene trmt6, whose product is annotated as tRNA methyltransferase 6 non-catalytic subunit. The transcript has 11 exons. The coding region runs from base 137 to 1531 and encodes 464 amino acids. Gene Ontology annotation, cellular component: nucleus; tRNA (m1A) methyltransferase complex. The record is from RefSeq and is a predicted model, not a curated record. Gene Ontology annotation, biological process: tRNA methylation. NCBI's taxonomy places the organism in Eukaryota, Metazoa, Chordata, Actinopteri, Osteoglossiformes, Mormyridae.